UUGAUUCAAUUGGUCUGUGGAUUGGUCAACCUGAUUAAGUGCCAACUGUGCCAACUCAAAUAUUUGUCAACGUCAUAAUAAUUUGACAUAACCUCAAAGACUCAAAGAUAAACAAUGUAAAAUACAUAUCUAUUAAUUGAGAUAAAUAAAUAUAUUUUAGUUUUCAAAUGGAAGAAAAGCGAGACAUUAUUUAUCAAAUAGAUAAAGAUGACUUUUAUGGAUAUUUCUUAAACCCUGACUCCAAAAACAUUUUAAAUGAAUCGUUAACUAUUAAAGAUCAAGUUAAAAAGCUGGCAGAAGGAAUAGAACUGAUAAAUCAAGAACUACACAAACAAGUUUUAGAAAAACAUGAAGAUUUGUUGCAGCAAGCUAACAAUGCAACACAAUUGGAGACAGUUUUAAAUACGAUGAAUAUCCAUGUUAAAACUUUGUUUGCAGAUGCAGAAAGGCUAAAAGCACAGAUUACAAUACCUUAUAAUGAAUUAGAAAAACAUACUAAAGUCUUGGGUCGUUUACAUUUAGCCAGUCAUAUUUUAAGACAGGUAAAUAGACUGCAGCAACUUAGUAAAAGGCUAUCAAAUACUAAUGACCCUGUACAAAAAGCAACUUUAUUACAGGAACUAGAACAGCUAGCUGCAGAUCCAGAAUUGAAAGAAAUAGAGAUAGUAACUAAUGAAUUAAGAAAUAUUAGAACUCAUCAACAAAAAGUUGUACAGUUAGCUACAGGAUCUUUAAAUCAAGGUGUUAGGAAUGAAAAUGUUACACAAACAACUACAGCUUUGCAGAUAUUUAUUAAUCUGGGUACAAUCCAAUCAAUAGCUAACAAUUUUGUUGAAAAUAAUUUACAUGAAUGCAAAGAGAGUCUGAAAUUGGCUUUUGUCGUAAGUUCUGGUACUACAAACAAACCUAAAGGUGGUCCAGGACAUGUCAGUCUUAUGUCUUCACAAGGAUUCAGAAAUAAAGUUUGGUCUGAAGUAGAGAAAGUGUUUUCAGAGGAUAUCUAUUCAAUAUGUAAACAGAUAAAAUUUCUACAAACAACAUUGAAUAAUCUCUAUUUGCCUAAUGGAGACUUUAAUAUUGCUCAUACAUUUUGGGUUGGUUUUGCAAAAGUAUUUCAAGAAGAAAUUCAAAAAUCCUCUUCUGCUGUGCAACAAACUCUUGAAGAAGACUAUCCAAAAUUGUUAAAAUCUUACUUUGAAAUGACUACUAAGUUGAAAUAUGAUAUUUUUUCCUUUGACCAUGAUGUUUUGAAAAAGCUAGAAAAUUCAUAUUUGUCAUCGUCUCUAACUAAAUUGUUGGAUCCAACUCAAGCAAUGUUUACUGGAGAAAAUGCUCUACCAACUCCAGACCAAAUAGACUCUUUGAUUCGUAUUACAACAAAUGAAUUAAGUGUGGCACUAAUAGAAGAAAAUUUAAGUGAGCAGAUCUCAAAAAAUGUUGCUAAGUCUAUUAAAAUGUUUGCUGUAAAAACAGAGCAACAGUUAGAAACAGGACCUGAGGCAGCACAAGUUAUAGGUGGUACACCAAAUACAGGCCAACAAAGAAAUGUAAACCUAGCCAAUUCUUUGUACUAUAUGGAGACACAAAUGCAAAGAAUGUUAUCAAAUAUGAAAGAAAGUUUAACAGAAUCCUGUGCAAAAAUUAUAAAUGAAAGUUUGCAAAAUCUUAAUAAUUUAGUUGGAGCCAUUAUGCAGCCAUUAAUAGUAUCCAUUAAUUCCGUUAUAGAAACUAUAAUAAUUACCUUACAUUUGGAGUCUGAUUGGGCGAAAACGCAAGCUCCUGUUAAAAUGUAUCAUUCUUGCUCCCCUUAUAUGAAAGAAUUAAGUCAGUUUAUAUCCAGAGUUUAUCAAACUUACCUUGAGGAUUUUAAGAAUAAAGAAGUAUUAUCAGUAAAAUGUAACGAGAUUGCAGUGAGAACCAUCGAACUAUUUGUUAGACAUACCUCACUGUUACGACCUUUGGCUCAAGGAGGACGCAUUCGUUUGCAAUCGGAUUUCCACCACUUGGAAAAUUCUUUAAAAACGAUCUGUCCCCACUUAGCUGACUUGGGCAGGCCGUAUCGUUUACUAAAAUCUGUCGCUUCAUUGAUAGUUCUCACGCCGCAAGAGAUAGUAUCAGGGCAAACUUCAGAAAGUUCAGUGUCUCACAGCACAGUACUGUUGAUGUUAUUCGCUUUUGCUGGACCGGAACUGGCAAGCCCACAUCAAAAUACCGGAUGGUCUCUUCCGAAAGUGUCGGCAUGGUUGGAUGAGCAUCAGAACGAGGCAGAGAGGUUGGAUUUAAUUGUUGGUGCUUUACAGAAAUAUGAAGGGAUCGUUAGACAAAAGAAUUCGGUCAAUUACGAUCCUGUGUAUCCCAUUAUGUCGCAGUAUUUAGAAACUGCUCUUAAACAAGUUAAUCAGUGAAGAUAAUUUAUUUAUUUAAGUAGGAUACAUAUAUUUUAAAUAAUGU
This is a messenger RNA of Psylliodes chrysocephalus, 2451 nucleotides long. Lineage: Eukaryota; Metazoa; Arthropoda; Insecta; Coleoptera; Chrysomelidae. The record is from the annotation of a GenBank genome assembly.